CGGGGCGCGCUGCUCUCAGGGGCUCCCGCGCAGGAAUUCGCCUGGGCUUGAUGUAAUGUUCAGGUUCAGAAAUGCCUUAUGUGGAUCGUCAAAAUCGCAUUUGUGGUUUUCUAGAUAUUGAAGAAAAUGAGAAUAGUGGGAAGUUUCUGCGGAGAUAUUUUAUACUGGACACAAAAGAAGAUAGCUUGGUAUGGUACAUGGAUAAUCCACAGAACCUUCCCUCUGGAUCUCCACCUGUUGGAGCCAUUAAGCUUACCUACAUUUCAAAGGUUAGUGAUGCAACUAAGCUGAGGCCAAAGGCAGAAUUCUGCUUCGUCAUGAAUGCAGGAAUGAGGAAAUACUUUCUACAAGCCAAUGAUCAACAAGACUUAGUUGAAUGGGUAAACGUCCUAAACAAAGCUACCAAAAUCACAGUACCAAAGCAGGCUGAUGCACUGUCUCAGAAUGAUAAUUCAAAUCGCCAGGCUGAAAAUGUGGGGAUAAAGAAGCAGAUGUCUUACAGAACGGAUAUUGUUGGUGGUGUUCCCAUAAUAACCCCUACUCAGAAAGAAGAUGUAAAUGAUGGUGAGGGUGAUAAAAACUACUUGAAACAGUCCCAAAGCCACCCAUACUAUUCUGCUAAGCAUCCCCCAGAUAAUGCUGUGAUCAAAGCUGGUUAUUGUGUUAAACAAGGAGCAGUGAUGAAGAACUGGAAAAGAAGAUACUUCCAGCUGGAUGAGAAUACGAUAGGCUAUUUCAAGUCUGAACUGGAUAAGGAGCCUCUUCGGAUUAUACCGCUGAAAGAGGUUCAUAAAGUCCAGGAGUGUAAACAAAGCGAUAUAAUGAUGAGAGACAAUCUAUUCGAAAUUGUAACAACUUCUCGAACAUUUUAUGUCCAGGCGGAUAGUCCAGAGGACAUGCACAGCUGGAUUAAAGCAAUUUCUGGUGCAAUUGUAGCACAGCGGGGACCUGGAAGAUCAGCAGCUUCUGAGCAUUCCAACAAUUCUUCAGAAUCCAACUGGCCUGCAAAAGCAGCAGCUGCCCCCUCACAUUCCGCAGCCACUGACAACCCCCCUUUGGUCUCAACCCAUAACGUCAAGCCCCUUGUCUUGGAGAAGCGAAGAUUUCACGAAUCUUUUACCAAGGCCAAGCCAGGGAACUUCAAGAUCCAGGCUGUCCCUUCAAGAGACCCAGCUUCCAAAGUGACUACUGUCCAGGGCCUAUGGGAACCUCAAAAUAAAAACGGCACUCAGGAACCGGACCCUGGCCCAGUGGAUCUAGAUGAUGCAAGCCUUCCAGUCAGUUAUGUGUAAUAAUAGGAAGAGUUUGGAGAAUGAUCCAUUUGUUUUUGGUCCUUGAAUUUCCUUGCUCAGACUUCUAGCCAAAGAUGACUAUGGGAUGAAAGAACAAAGAUUUGAAUGUCGUUUAUGUAGAUCUGUAUGUUUGGAUACAUUCAAAUUUGCAUAUGUCUAAAUAGUCAUAUACUGCCUUGUACUGAUUAUCAGAGCUGGCCUUUUGUUUGUUUUUCUGCCGCCUGGUAAUAAAUCACUUUCUAAUA
This is a messenger RNA of Euleptes europaea (tarantolino), 1537 nucleotides long. It is a transcript of the gene PLEKHA1, whose product is annotated as pleckstrin homology domain containing A1. NCBI's taxonomy places the organism in Eukaryota, Metazoa, Chordata, Lepidosauria, Squamata, Sphaerodactylidae. The record is from RefSeq and is a predicted model, not a curated record. Bases 72 to 1292 code for a protein of 406 amino acids. Gene Ontology annotation, cellular component: cytoplasm; membrane. Gene Ontology annotation, molecular function: PDZ domain binding. The transcript is spliced from 12 exons.